Molecule: messenger RNA, 5590 nt
Organism: Cydia pomonella (codling moth)
Lineage: Eukaryota; Metazoa; Arthropoda; Insecta; Lepidoptera; Tortricidae
Gene: tous
Product: cilia- and flagella-associated protein 57
Exons: 22
Coding region: 1216-4959 (1247 amino acids)
Molecular function (GO): protein binding
Source: RefSeq, a predicted model, not a curated record
AUGUGUCCCCCCCCCCUGUAACUUCUAAAAUAACAGAAUGAAAAAUCUAAAAAAAAUAUAUGAUAUACAUUACCAUGCAAACUUCCACCGAAAAUUGGUUUGAACGAGAUCUAGUAAGUAUUUUUUUUAAUACGUCAUAAAUGGUACGGAACCCUCCAUGGGCGAGUCCGACUCGCACUUGGCCGCUUUAUUUCUCGUAUUCGGGUCGAAAAAAAUAUAAAAUGCAAAUUUUAAUUUAUUUAUAAGUUUUUUUUAAGUGUAGUUUUUAUAUACGUUAAGUAUAUUGUGCAUUUCUUUAUUAACACGCUUUUAUUAGGUCGACAUUAUGUAAUGGAAUCUAAGGUAACUAAUUUAGCCAUCUUCCAAAGAUCGUAGCGUCAUGAAAGUGGCAGCUGUAUAUAGUUCUGAUGACAAUACAAUAAUAUGGUACUGUCGAACAGAUCUGAUGAUGGAGCCGAAUGAUAUGAACUGGAACUUCAUGAUGGAACAUCGUCUCAUAGCUGUUUGAAUUUGUUAGAAAAUUCUUGUAAUGAACUUUGACCACGAUUAGGUUUCAAGGUCUGAUGAUGAAGCCGGAAGAGAGGCACUGGCAUUCCAUGAUAGAAUAUCGUGUCAUAAGCGUCGUUUUCUAGUGUUUUUAAACUAUUAAUUAUUUUAUUAUUGUAGCCGUUAUUACAUCUUAAAAAAUACUUUACAUAGAAAUCCCCAAAUAUAUAAUGUUGAAAUAAGGCACCUCUUCUUCCGGAACUAAGUAGGUAUAGGUAUUAUUUUGGGCGGUAAGUACUUUCCCAUCAACGCUUAAGGAAUUUGGAUGGCGGGCAUUAGACCUAUUAACUAUAUUAGGGACUAUAAAAAAAAUAUCGCGGAAUUAAAAAAACCUAGUACUUUGAAAAUAGGUGACCUAUAGGUGAUAAUGGUCAAUACCUUAUUAAUCAAAAAUACUAUACUCACUAGGCACAUAAUCAAAGAAUAUAGGUAAUUUAAUACUCCCUAGGAUAAUAUUCUUAGUACAUUAGGUAAUCGAUAAUAUUCGUAGAUAACUAACUCCAUGCAGUAUCCAUGUAAUACUAACCCAAUUUUCGUAACCAUGACAACGUUGAUUUGUGAGGUGUGACAUUACUAACUUAUUUUCUAGUUGUUUAUGAUAGACGUAUUUGCUUUUCGGUAUACGUAAUAACAUAUAGGGAUUAUUUAUAAUAGUUUAAAUUAUCUGAGAUGGCGACAACAGUACCACCACCGAAUCUUUCUGCACGCUUUUUCUACGGUCUACGGACGGACAUCCUAUUCAAUGCACAUUACGUGAACGAGUCGGACAUAAUAUAUCCAGCAGGCGGCGUCAUAGUUAUAUACAACCAUCUUCAGAAGAAGCAGAAGUUUAUUAGACUUCAAGAUAAGCACAAACCUAUAAAGUCCUUAGUCAUGGCUCCAAACAGGCGAUGGCUUGCGCUAAACGAGAUAGCUGAAGAAGGACAAAAACCAAUCAUAACUAUUUAUGACUUGACAACAUGCAAACGCCGCAAAAUACUGACGGUCCCGUUCGAAAAUUCGACUGCGCGUGAAUUUGCCUGCGUACAAUUUACCUUCGACUCAAAGUACCUUGUGGCCAUAACCGGGGAACCUGACUGGUAUUUGUAUUAUUACAACUGGGAUAAAGGAAAGGUGGAGAGCCACGCAAAAGCGCAAAACCCAAGUGGUCAAGGCACUGUCGAAAGCGUACAAUGCAACCCUGCAGACGCGACGCUAAUAGUAGUCACUGGACCAUACACAUUUCGUAUUAUGAAUGUCUCGGAAACCGUCUGGAGACAAUGGGGAUGGUGCAAAGCUGAAAACAUCAACAUCACGACCUGCAUGUGGUUGACGCCCGAUCGCAUCAUGUUCGGCACGGACAACGGCGUUAUCAUGAUGGUCGAAAACGGUGAACUGCGGCAGAACUGCGUCUUUAACGCCCUCGACGUCAUGGAGAUGUCGUUGAAGAAAGUUGAGACCGAGGCAGCGGAAGAAGGUGGCGACAAGACCAGUACAACAAGCAAAGACAACCAGAGUAAAGCAGAGAGUGAACAUUCGAUAGACACUGACAGAGAGAUUUAUCCAGUCACCAAUUUCGUAAAUUUUCCUAAAGGUUUUGUCUUCGGUUGUGGACAAGGAUACGUGCACAUGUUCGAAAAAGAAUCACCUCAUCACUGGAGGAAGCGAAAUGUAUUUAGGAUUUCGAGGAAGUGUUAUAAACAUACUCGGGAUUAUCCGAUUUGGUCUCACCUUGACGCCGUACAGCAUAUCGCUGUAGAUCCCAAUCAAGAAACUCUGCUUAUAACGACACUUCGGAAACAACUGUAUUAUGUCAAGCUAUUUGGACAACAUAUGUUGCAGAACCCAGAAAUUGCAUUCAACGAGCUCGGCCCCGCGAUGCACUACGGACCUAUCAACUCGCUAUCCAUGUGUGCCUGGAAGCCCAUUUUCAUCACAGCAGGCGAGCAGGACAAGAGCAUUCGAAUUUGGAAUUACUUGACUGACGAUAUUGAAAUGAUUAAGUUAUAUCAAGAGGAGAUUUCAUGUGUGUCUUUACAUCCUACUGGUCUUUUUGCUGUAAUAGGUUUCUCAGACAAAUUGCGAUUCAUGGUGGUACUGAUCGACGAUUUCGAAGUGAUGAGAGAGUUUCCAAUAAGAAAUUGCAAACGCGCCAAGUUUAGUACAAACGGACAUCUCUUCGCCGCUGUCAACGCUCAAGUCAUACAAGUGUUCUCGUCGGUUUCGUUUAACAAUGUGUACAAUCUAAAGGGACAUAAUGGAAUUAUUACAUCUCUUACAUGGUCCGCUAACGACCUGUGGUUGGUAUCCUGCGGCAACGAGGGCGCCGUGUACGAAUGGAGUAUGUCUACAGGGCAGCGAGUCGGUGAAGUCAUACUUAAGACUAAUCAGUUCGCUUCUUGUGCCGUUAACAGUCUCGGAAAAACAACGUAUGCUGUAGGCAGUGAUGGGGAAAUCAAAGAAAUUGGUUCUAAUACCAUCCGAAGGAAUCUGCCACUGCUUGGCUGCGCACUUGACACUAUAUUACUUUCUCGCUCUGAUAUGAUGCUGUUCAUAACCGGCGGAGAGGGAGGGGUCACGUCAGUAAAUCUACCACUUUUGGAUAAAGCUAUUUAUAAUGAGUUCCACAUGCAUAACAAGAAAGUGACUUGUAUAGCUCUUGCCUAUGAUGAUCAAACGCUGGUAUCCGUGGCCGAAGACGCCUCUAUUUGUAUAUGGCGAUUGACGAAUGCUGAAGGAAGAGCGAUUGCUUUGGAUAAAGAUUUCGCUUACUCUAAGGAGAUAUUGAUUAGCAAAAAAGAUUUGAAAGAGAAAAUUAAUAGCAUCAAUCUACUUAGUACAAGAAUGAGCGAGUUAGAAACCGAACACUCGUACCAACUUCGCCAAGCUGAAGCCACACAAGCAGAAAAAUUGAAAGAGGUACACGAAGGCUACUGCGCGGCCAUCGAAGAACUUAAGGAAAAGAACGAGACUAUGGAGAACGAACAUAGCCAUGAAAUCGGCAUGAUUCAGCAAGAUAUUGCAAAACUGCGUUCGGGACACGAGAGAACUCUGCAAGCACUAGAAGCGGACUUCAAUAUUAGGCUUAUUGGCGAAUACGAUAGAUACCAGAGUUUGGAAGAUAAAACGGCUAGGAUGCGUAAAGACUAUGAGCAGCGUCUGGAAGAUCUCGCCGAGAGCAAACGCCAAGCCCUGAGGGAGAUGAACAACAUGUUCGAGGCCAAGUUAGAAGAAAAGGAGAUGCUGUUGCUAGAGUUACAAGAACAAGCCGACUUAGAGAAACGAGAACAUGAAACUAUCAAAUCGUCCAUCGAAGAAGACGCGGAUCGUGAAAUAAUAGAAAUUAGAACUUCGUACGAAGUGCAGCUCAAAGAAGAAAAGGAUGCCAAUGUCAGGCUUAAGGGAGAGACCGGUCUUAUGAAGAAGAAAAUGAUUGCUGCCCAUAAGGAGAUCGAGGAGUUUAAAGUUCAAGUGGCUCAGCUGAAAUUGGAACACAUACAGUUUCAAAAGGUAAUAUCAAACUUAGAGCGCGAUGUGACGGAUUUGAAAAAAGAGAUACAAGAAAGGGAUGGAACCAUUCAGGAUAAAGAAAAACGUAUAUAUGAACUGAAACGUAAGAAGCAGGAAUUAGAGAAAUACAAGUUUGUUUUGAACUUCAAGAUUACAGAGUUGAAAAAUCAGAUCGAGCCGUUAGAUCGCACAAUCAAAGAGAAAAAAGUGCGUAUUCUAGAGCUGGAAGUGUCACUAGAGACCCUGCUUAAGAAAAGAUCGUUCCGUGAACUCAAAAUCACUCGGCUGAAUGAACAGUUAACUUCGGCAAAAAAGGAUUUCAUGAACGAAGCCGAAAUGAACUUACAACUGAAAAACACGUUGAAGAAGAUUAAAAUAGAUCUUCACAACAUGACUGCGAACUUCCAAGAUCCGAAUAAACUAAAGUUAAACGUGAAGACGUUAUUCCACAAGUACGUGGAAGACAUAGACUUCGUGCGAGGCCGUGUAGCGGAGAACGAAGCCAUCCGCGAGUUCAACCGGCAACGGGAGCACCUGGAGAAGCAGGUGGCCGGCUACAAGCAGCAGCUUGCCAAGGCGCAGGGAGGCUCGAAGAACGAUAUCAAUAGGAUUAUGGACGAGAAUUGCACCCUUCUAUCCGAGAUCAAUAAUCUACGGACGGAGCUGAAGUCGACGCGGUCGCGAUGCUUCCAAAUGGAGUCGAUCUUGGGAUUGUCAGCGCGCUACAUCCCGCCCGCCAUCGCUCGCGCUAAGUUGAAACACGUCACAGAGGACAGGGAGAAGUUAGACGAGAAGUUCAAGCAGAAAAUUGAGGAAAGAGAAGAAACUAUAGUUGCCUUGAAGGAGGAAAACGACCGUCUGCUCGGCAAGAUGCGCUGCGUAGAGGAAGCGGGAGAAGGUUCACUGCGGCCCAGCAAACCGUAGUUGCUGUGUAUUGUACCAAGGGGACUUGGCAAAUCUCAAUAAGGUGGUCAAUGAGGCCCAACUGGUAUAAAGAUUAAAUUGAAUUAUAAAUCGUUUUUAUCGUCAAUGGACUUUUUGAAAACGUCACAAACUGUUGAUAUACUACUCUGACGGUGGUUUAACGUGAAAAAGUGAGACUCACAAAACCAAAAGAAAAUCAAGUCCCGUCCGUCUUAAUAUUAUCAUUAUCAACGCGUCUUUACGUACCUAAACACAUCCACGUCAACUUUGGUAAAUCGGCAUGUAUAUUGUAUGUUUCCAUAAACAAUGUUUAACGUUUCGUGCGGCAAGAUACCUCGAAAUGGACGCUGUCCGACGGCCGCGCGUGUGGCGGGCGCCAUUUAAUAUGGAGAACUUACCGCCUCGCCUAUCUCAAAUAAUGCUUUGCCGUCUGUGGGGAUAUUAAACAUGCAUCAUUGCCAUGUGUUCAUGUGACAUUACACCAAGACUUCCAUAAAUAUUCCAAGAUCCAGUCCACGUUUUAGAAAGUGUAUAUGUUUAUUAUGUAUCCUUUAUGAAACAACUUACUUCAAUCGAUGUUUGACACUAGUGGAACUUAGUUUUAAAAUAAAAACAUGCGUUUUACCAAAAA